AUGAGACUUUGACUUCCCUCCGCCUCCUGGUUCCACAUCAAAUUUCCAUGGCGGCUGAAGCUUCCGAUCCCGAACCUCCUCCCCAGCUUUCUCCUCCUUUUCUGGAAGUAGAGUGCAAACCUUCGAAGAAAAGGAGACGCUUUGCAGCCGGUACGAAGGCGGGGUUCGCAGUCUCUCUGAUAAACAGGAAGUUGAAUAAUGGGCAACCUCUGGCUUUUGCCAUCGAAGCCAUCAAAGAGGGCGAGGAGCCCGUCAGCUUCGGCCCAGAUGUUGCUCUCGUUGACUAUGGCAAUGGCUGGAAGUUGCAGGCGGUCACUGACCUAGAUUAUCCUCCUCCUGGUGUGAUGCUAGGGGAAAAAGUUCCACUGAUAGCUACACCAACCCCGCCUCCAAGGGUUCCAGCUGCGGCACCGGAGAACUCUGAUGGCUCGCGUCCAGGAAGAACGAUAGCUACAAAGCCUGCGGCAAUUACUGCAGGGUACAUGAUGAAGAUACUGGUUGCCUUCAUUUUAAUCUUCAUGCUGGGGGCAGUUUUCACAAUAGCUCUGGAGAAUCUUCCUAAGCUAAUACUUAUGCUCAACUCUAUGUAAUCUGGUGCCUUCAAAUUUUGUGCUUUACUUUAGCUUUUUUUGGUUCCUUGAACAAGGAGUAACCUUGAUGACACACCUUAAACUAAGGAGACAACAAUGUAGUUAUACCAUGUAAAUUGUCUUGCUUUUACCCCACGACUCCUGAAGAUUGAACUCAACUUGAAACAAAACAAAGCUUAAAGCAGAGAAUUGCUUGGAUUUUCCAUUACAUAUCACCUG
This is a messenger RNA of Linum tenue, 809 nucleotides long. The record is from the annotation of a GenBank genome assembly. NCBI's taxonomy places the organism in Eukaryota, Viridiplantae, Streptophyta, Magnoliopsida, Malpighiales, Linaceae.